AUGCAGCCGCUGCUUGGGAGUCAGAGCUCGGCCCCGGGGCCCCCUGAGCCCAUGGUCACUGAGAUCAAAGCCGUUGUGGUCGGGGACGGGGGCUGUGGGAAGACAUCUAUGCUGAUGGUCUUUGCUAGAGGGGACUUCCCCAAGGUCUACGUCCCCACAGUGUUCGAGAAGUACACAGCCUCCUUCCGGAUCAGCGGCAAGCCUGCCAAGAUCCACCUGUGGGACACAGCAGGGCAGGAAGACUACGACAGGCUGCGCCCACUGUCCUACUCAGACACCAACGUUGUCCUCAUAUGCUUUGAUGUCACCAGCCGCAGCAGCUAUGACAACAUCCUAACGAAGUGGUACCCGGAGGUCAACCACUUUUGCAAGGGUGUCCCGGUGCUGCUGGUAGGCUGCAAGACUGACUUGCGGCAGGGCCACCACGAGCCUGUCACCUUCCAGGAGGGGGAAGCCAUGGCCCAGCAGGUGCAGGCUGCAGCCUACUUGGAGUGCUCAGCGCUGCACCAGGACAAUGUCAGGGAUGUCUUUGUUGAGACCUGCACCAUCGCGCUCCGUGGUGCCCGUCGACCCCGCCGCAAGAGGUGGCCCCGCAAUGGCUGUGUGAUCUGCUGAGUCCCAGCACUAUGAGGCUGGCCACUGGCACCCCCCAGGGGCUGGGAACUGACUUGGGGAUCCCUGAGCCCUGCUGGACAGGAACGGAUGCAUCCCCAUGCAGCACCGUUGUGGUAUGGUAUUAAAAUUCAAAGAUCAGUG
Messenger RNA from Meleagris gallopavo (turkey), 756 nucleotides. It is a transcript of the gene RHOD, whose product is annotated as ras homolog family member D. The record is from RefSeq and is a predicted model, not a curated record. Gene Ontology annotation, molecular function: GTP binding; GTPase activity. NCBI's taxonomy places the organism in Eukaryota, Metazoa, Chordata, Aves, Galliformes, Phasianidae. Gene Ontology annotation, biological process: small GTPase-mediated signal transduction.